AUGGCGACCGACGUCGUCAUGUCCGGCAUGGACGGCGAGGACUUCGAGUUGCCGCCGCGCAAGAAGCCAAAGAUCUCCGAAUUGCCCUUGUCUUCGACACAGCGCGCGUCUAUCGACGGCAUGCUUCACACGUUCAAGAAGAAGGGCGAGUUCGACGCACUGCGCAAAAAGGCCUUCCAGCAAUACAACGAGAGCGCUCAACGCGGCAUGUUUGAGGCAUCGCUGCGCACCUUUACGACGACUGAAAUCGAUCGCGAACCGGUCAAGUACUUGAAGCCUGACAGACGCAUGGGCGCGCCUCUGCUUGAAGGAGCUGCAGCACGUGCGGAUAUCUACAGUAAGACUGAGCAGGACAUCAAUGCCUACAUCGACCAGUUUAUGGCAAAUGCCGAGAAGACGAUGAGGGAAAUUAGGCGAAAUGAUGUUGGCGCAGAAGGUGCCGAGGAGGAGAUACGCAAAGGUAAUAAGAGUGAAGAGGCGUACGCGGCGGAAGCGGAGGAGCGUCGGCAGCAGCGCGAGCGGAAGUUUGUGGAGGAUGAGAAGAAGCGCAAGAAGCAGGAGGCACAGGAGCGAAAGAAGAAGGAAUUGGAGGCUUUGAAGAAGAAGCAGGAAGCCCUGCAGAAAGAGACUGAACGGCUCCAGCGAGAGCAGAAGCGUCGUGCUGAGCGUGAAGCGUGGAAGGCUGCCGAGAAGGAGCGAGAACGAGAGAGAUUGCGAAAGUACAAUGAAGACCGCGAAAAGGCGAAGAAAGAAGCCGAAGAGCGCGAAAGAGCACUACAAGAAGAAAGAGAACGACGUCAAAAGGAGCGUGAAGAGCGUGACAGGAGACGGUUGGAAGCUGAAGCCAGAGAGACUCUUCUUCGAGACGCCCAGGAAAUUGCAGAGCAAGGCAGACGCCCAGCAUUGGAACGCAGCGAGAGCAUGGAGCCACCAUCAAGACUGCUCAAGCACCAAUCCGCUCCACGCAACAACCAAAGCAAAGACCAGAUGCGCGCUCAGGGACUCAUGCCUACAUCGCUCACGCUUAGGAAGGGUGACAAACCAGGCGAGUCCUUCAGCGCAGUCCCAACCAUUGCGCCAGCAACACCAGCAGAAUCUGAAUCCCGCACUCGAACUCGUGCUCGGUCUCCAUCCCCAGCCCGUUCAUCCUACAGCAACCGAAGACGUGAUGCAUCACCCGACGACCGCCGCCCACGUGAUCGACGAGAAUCCCUCUACCGCGACAUUAGUGCCGAGCGGGAAGCCUGGAAAGCUCGUCGUCCAGCUGGACGCGACGAUCGCGACAGAUAUCGCGACAGGGACCGAGGAGAAAGCCACCGACCUCGUUCUCGCGAAAGGGAGCGUGAGCGUCCUCGUGAAGAAGAAGGCGAGUUGGUCGAACGCAAUGCUCGUAGCAAGAGCAGGGAAUCGUAUCGACCACGCCGCGAAGCCGACAGCCGCAGUCCACCCCCACGACGCCGCGAGUAUCGCGACCGCACCCGUUCUCGAUCUCCUGCUCGUCGGUACAGAGAUCGCUCGAGGAGACGAGAGCGCAGUCGUAGCCCGCCAGGCAUCGACAGGUAUGUCCCUGGAGGUGCUGCAGCUGCAACUACCGGUGGAGCCAGCACUCGCCGAACGAGAGAGGACGAGUCGCCUCCACGCCGCAGAGAGAGGAAACGCACCUCGGAAGACGACGAAGAAGACCGAGAGCGUAUCGAGAGACCUCGCGAGAGGAGCCGCGAAAGGGACCGCGAACGGGACAGGGAUGUCAUCCGCGACGAGCGAGACCGCGAUCGGGACCGCGACGUGAUUAGAGAUGAACGUCGCCGCCGCCCCCGCUACGACGAUCGCGAUCGUCUUCGAGGUUCGGAGACGAUGGAUCGGUGGAGACCUGGUGGCGGCGGUGGGGGUGGUGGCUCUCGUGACGACGAUAGGGAUCGCUUGAGACGGAGGGAGAGGUCGAGGAGUCGUGAGAGGGAUAGGGAUGGGAGGGGUGAUCGGUAUAGUGGACGGGAUAGGAGUCGUGAGAGGGAUAGGGAGAGGGAUCGCGAGAGGGAGAGAGAUGAUCGGAGGGGUAAUAAGAGUGGUGCUGGUGCAGCAGUAGGUGAUGAGUGA
Messenger RNA from Zasmidium cellare ATCC 36951, 2094 nucleotides. RefSeq lists its product as uncharacterized. The record is from RefSeq and is a predicted model, not a curated record. The transcript has a single exon. The coding region runs from base 1 to 2094 and encodes 697 amino acids. NCBI's taxonomy places the organism in Eukaryota, Fungi, Ascomycota, Dothideomycetes, Mycosphaerellales, Mycosphaerellaceae.